GCUCGAGUGCGGUUCGGGUACGUUUUGAAUCUUACAUCGCCAACGAUUUGAGUUCCGUUCCGAUUUAGCCGUUGCGUUUUUUGGCUGCCCAACUUAUACUUUAACACCUAGCAGUAGCAAGCAUAGGUAACGCUUGAAGCUGGUAAAAAAGCAAACGUUUUAAUCAAUCAACAAUUAUGUGCGAUAAAAGUUGAUGCGACGCGCGCAGUCUACAAAAAUAAACGAAAAAAAAAACAUACAAAUUGUGUAGUUAAAAAAAAAAUACAAAAAAGAAGUUUGUUGAAAGUGAGAGUUUUCCACGCAUUUUAGACAUGCGCUCGGCACGUUACCGAUGAAGCAAGCAACUUUAAUCAGACACAGACACAGCAGCGCAGUUUUAAAAAUGUGGCCCAAACGGCAUUGGCUAGUCAAUAGAGCAGUUGCUGCGCUAACAGCAUGGAGCACACACCAAAUAGUAGAAGUAUUAGUAGCCUUAAUCUUAGUCAAUUGCCUCAAGAGCAGCAGCAGCAGCAGCAGCAGCUCAAGUGGCAGUAGCAGCAGCUUGGAGAACGAAUCCACAGCGUUAGCUGACUUCGGCAGCGCAUCAUUGCCCAGUUUCUAUCGCAGUCCACAUCGUCUGGAUGGCUACUAUACGCCCGCUGAGCUGCAGCGAAGUCAAAACUUUAAGAUCAGCCCCAAGCCGUGCUCCUUUGGACGCGUCGAGGGCACCUGCAUGUUCGUCUGGGAGUGUAUCAAGUCCGAGGGUCAGCAUGUGGGCAUGUGUGUGGACUCCUUCAUGUUUGGCUCCUGCUGCGCGCACAACUACACCGACAAUAUUGUGGUGCCGCAAACCGCUUUCUCCUAUACGCGACCCACCAAACCGCUGUCACCGAGACCGCGACCACCAGCGCAGCCGUACAAGCCCUUGAUCAGUGGCAUGACCACCAUUGAGCGUCCGCAUGGCGCUGGCACUUUGGUCAUUCGUCCUUCGGGUCCCAUCCACCAGGGCGCCUUGUCUAGGCCGCAUCCCAAGCCAACAGCGCACCCGUCUCCGUCGUCACCGUCAGAUCUGCAAAGUGCGGCCAGUCAAGGCCAAUCCCAGGCCGCCACUGCCGGCCCCAAUAGUAUUUGGCAUACAUCAACAUCAGUGCAGCAACAACAACAACAACAACAACAACAGCACCACCACCAACAGCAGCAGCAUCAACAGCAUCUGUGGCACAUGACCACCGAGCCAAGCUUCAUUACCAAACCGCGACCCACCGGCUGGACCAAGCCCGGCAACGUCAAUUUGCCAGCACCUGCGAUGCAUCAGCGCCCCUCAAAGCCGCCAAAGCCCACAAAGAAGCCGAUUGUCUAUGAACGGCCAACGUUAACGUUAACGUCACCGCCAACGCCAUCAGCGUCGCCAAUGCCAGCAUCGACGACAAUGAUUCUGUUGGGCCAGACGAAGCCAAAGCCCAAACCCAAACCAACCAGGCCCCAGCUGUCGCCGGUCACAUCAUUAGCAACGUCUACAGCAACAAAGGGUACGACGACGACAACAACGACUGUUGGAACGACUAGAAAGCCUACAAAGCCCUACCAACGGCCCAGCGCUAGUACAACAACAACUACAAUAACGACCAAGAUUCCAACAAAAACAACUACCAGACCGCAGCCAAGUUCCAGCAUUAGCAGUAGCAGCAGCCAGAGACCAACAGCAACGCAGCCCACGCGUCCCAGCCAAAUACAACAAUCGGCCACGGCGGGCAUUGAGUCCAAUGAGAUAACGGACUCAUCCACCCAUGAGGCAAUGGCCGGCUCAUCGGCGUUGGGCCAUGUGAAGACCAUUUCGGCAGCACGCAGCGAAUGCGGUGUGCCGAUGCUGACGCGUCCAGAGACACGCAUUGUGGGCGGCAAAAGCGCUGCAUUCGGUCGUUGGCCCUGGCAGGUGUCGGUGCGACGCACCUCGUUCUUUGGCUUCUCCAGCACCCAUCGCUGCGGUGGCGCUUUGAUCAACGAGAACUGGAUAGCCACGGCGGGGCACUGUGUGGACGAUUUGCUCAUCUCGCAGAUACGCAUACGCGUGGGCGAAUACGAUUUCUCACAUGUGCAGGAGCAACUACCAUACAUUGAGCGUGCCGUCUCCAAGAAGGUGGUACAUCCCAAAUACAAUUUCUUUACAUACGAAUAUGAUCUGGCGCUGGUUAAGCUGGAGCAGCCGCUAGAAUUCGCGCCGCAUGUCAGUCCCAUUUGCCUGCCCGAAACGGAGAGUCUGCUGAUUGGCAUGAAUGCUACAGUCACUGGCUGGGGACGGCUUAGCGAAGGCGGCACACUGCCCUCAGUGCUGCAAGAGGUCUCGGUGCCCAUUGUGAGUAAUGACAAUUGCAAGUCAAUGUUUUUACGCGCCGGCCGUCAGGAGUUUAUACCGGAUAUAUUCUUAUGCGCUGGCUAUGAGACGGGUGGGCAGGACUCGUGCCAGGGCGACUCGGGUGGGCCGUUGCAGGCCAAAUCUCAGGACGGACGCUUCUUUUUGGCCGGCAUUAUUUCGUGGGGCAUUGGCUGUGCUGAGGCCAAUUUGCCAGGCGUCUGUACGCGCAUCUCAAAGUUUGUGCCCUGGAUACUGGAGCAUGUCAGAUGAUAAUAAUUGGAUUAGCAUUAGCACAAUUACCGUUUAGGCUGCGUCAACGUCAACGUCAACGCCAAUUCUUGUUAUUGUUUUAAUUUAUUAGUUGUAACUUUUAAGUUUGUGUGAUUUUAACUUAAACGAAUCUUAAGCUUAGUUAGCUACAAUUGAACAAUUUCCAUUCAUAUAUGACUGCCACGCCCCCGCACUUAUAGUCAAGCCCCUGUCCUUGCCCCACGUCCUAUACUUUGCCCUUCUCAAAAGCAAAAAAAAGUAACUAAGUUAGUCUAGCGAAAAUUGUUAGUACGCAUCACUUAUAUAAGUUCCCUAGCAUAAGUCAUCAAAUAGAUUUUGUAUAUAUACUAUUUUAAAAGUCAUUCUCAAUGAGCAGUUGUUGGUAUUUUAGUAUAGGCAUAUUUAUCAAUUAACUACAUCUACAUAAUCGAUAUAAACAAAUUGCUUACAAACAAAUUGAUGUUGUAGCUUACCCAAAGAACAUGUUUAUUUAUACA
Drosophila busckii is the source of this 3099-nucleotide messenger RNA. RefSeq names its product serine proteinase stubble (gene Sb). Gene Ontology annotation, molecular function: serine-type endopeptidase activity. The transcript has 10 exons. Bases 332 to 2602 code for a protein of 756 amino acids. Gene Ontology annotation, biological process: proteolysis. The record is from RefSeq and is a predicted model, not a curated record. Lineage: Eukaryota; Metazoa; Arthropoda; Insecta; Diptera; Drosophilidae.